This is a messenger RNA of Daktulosphaira vitifoliae (grape phylloxera), 543 nucleotides long. RefSeq names its product odorant receptor 85b-like. Gene Ontology annotation, biological process: sensory perception of smell; detection of chemical stimulus involved in sensory perception of smell. Lineage: Eukaryota; Metazoa; Arthropoda; Insecta; Hemiptera; Phylloxeridae. Bases 17 to 415 code for a protein of 132 amino acids. The record is from RefSeq and is a predicted model, not a curated record. Gene Ontology annotation, cellular component: plasma membrane. The transcript is spliced from 4 exons. Gene Ontology annotation, molecular function: olfactory receptor activity; odorant binding.
ACGAAAAUUACGAAAUAUGUAUAAUUAUCUUAUACUAGUUGAUUAUAUGCAUGCGAUAACUUCAUUAACGUUUGCUAUAUUUCAAAUGCAAAUGAGCUUUGGAACUGGUGAAUCAAUUGCAUUAGUACUUUUUGUUGUCAUUAGUUUAUAUCAUCAAUUUUUGAACAAUUUUUUCGGUGAAUAUAUAUUACAAAAGCAAUCAAGUAUAAGUGUUGCUCUGUACAAUGUACCUUGGUGGCGCGCUAAUAAAAACGUUCGACAAUUAUUAAUGUUUAUGAUAGCAAGAACAAAUAUGCAAACCAAUAUAAUGGGAUUUUACAUGUAUAAAUUAUGCUUAAAAUCUUUCAUUGCUUUUGUUAAAGCACUCUAUACGUAUUAUAUGGUUCUAAGACAAAUGAAUCAAACUAGCACUUAAUUGAGCUUUACAUUUAGUAUAUGAUAAUCCAAUGCAACUAUGAAGUAAGUUGGUAAUUGUUUCCCGCCUUUUGUCAAACUAAUACCAGAACAUAGAUUUUUAGCAAUAAGAUUUAAAAAUACAAUUUU